Cylas formicarius (sweet potato weevil) is the source of this 2137-nucleotide messenger RNA. RefSeq lists its product as uncharacterized. The record is from RefSeq and is a predicted model, not a curated record. The transcript is spliced from 4 exons. Lineage: Eukaryota; Metazoa; Arthropoda; Insecta; Coleoptera; Brentidae. The coding region runs from base 17 to 1861 and encodes 614 amino acids.
CAUUAAAGGACAGAACAUGAGGGACGCACUGUCAAAGGUUUUGGUUAGCAAGGACGUCUUCUACACCGACGUCAGCACAACCAAAUGCGUAUCCUCGAUACGUGCCGAAGUCUCCAACGUAAGCGCUUACAUCUUCUUGAACAAAUCCAUCUCCGACCCGGGGUUCCGUUCCGCGACCUACGUCAUCCACGCCGUCGGAGAAGACGUCCACUGCCCCCCCAUAAACGGCAACGAAAUCGACCUGCUAGUGUUCCGAGUGGACUCCAAAAGAGAGUUGACCGACGUGUUGACCUGUCUCAAGAAUUGUCCGCUCUUGAAGUCGAAAUCGAAAACGCUGGUGGUGAUGAAGCAUAUUCGGACCAAAACCAUCUCGGGAGUGUUCAAGACCCUAUGGGAGAACGGCAUCUUCAACAGCCUGAUCACAGUGCAGAGGGAUAUUGGCCAUGUGAUGGACUUGUACGGCUGGGGGGCCUUCUCCCAGUCCUCCAGGUGCGGCCGCGUCUUCACCAACUACUUCCACGUCGGCGCGUGCGCUAACGGCACCGUCCUCUUCGACGGCGACGAAGCCUCGCUGCAAAAAUUCGCGGAAACAAGUUUCCACAGUUGCUCGAUAAGCGUGAGGGUGGUAGACUGGCCUCCGUUCGUCAUACCGGAGACACAGAACCCACCGGACCGGAAGAAUGCGAACUACAUCGGAGGCUUCGAGGUGCAGCUCGUGAAAACCAUAGCUAGCUAUUUGAACGUCGAGCUCCGAUUCAGCGUGUCGGAGAAGGACCUCAACUGGGGCACUUUGCACGAGAACGGCACUGCGUCUGGGUUGUACCUCGCGCUGCUGGAAAAGUCAGCUGAUAUAGGUAUAUCGUCUUUGACGUUCCCUCCGGGCUACCGAUUCCUCGACUACGGUCCCAUUUACUACUACGAAAAGCUGGUGUGGUGCGUCAGGUCUCCGCCGCUGAUGGUCUCGUGGAAGAAGCUGAUAAUCGCCCUGAACACGAUCCACUGGCACUUCCUGGUGAUUAUCUACGUGGUCGCCAGCGUGCUCGUUUGGGCGCUGAGCAAACGGCAAGAACCGGGACAUUCCAAGAAGUUGGGCCGCUGCUUCACAAGGACGCUCGCCGACAUUCUCGGCAAUCCGAGUGCCUUGCCAAAAACCACCUCCCUUCGGGUCUUCUUCACGUUCUGGUUGAUUUUCUGCUUUCACACCAACCUGUUCUACCUGACGAAUCUGAUGAGUCUAUUGUCCAAGGCGGUUACCGAGGUCGAGUUUGCCACUAGCGACGAAAUCUUGAACAGUUCUUUGAAACUGAUGUUCCUCAGCGCGACGAAGAUGUACUUUACGUCAGACCGGACGCCGAACGCCUUCGACAAGAAGGUUCUGGGACGUUGGGUGGACUGCCCGAACCUGGAGACCUGCUUCGCGAUGACGGUUCAACGGGGAGACUCGGCUAUAUGCCUACCGGAGUCGUUCAUCUUAUAUAUGGGGGCGCGAUACAUGCCGGCGCCGAUGUCCUGCCUCUUGCGCGCAGAGGACACCUUGGUGUCUUACCCGGUGACGAUGUUCAUGAGGAAAAACCUACCCCUGGCGUCGAAAAUUUCGCAAGCCGCUCAGAGACUAUCCGAAUCCGGUUUGUUGGGCGCUUGGAGGCAGAUGGCGUUCGAUACCGAUAGCGCCGACUUCGAACAGCUGAGCAGGCCCCCCGAAGAGAAUAGCACCGUGUUUUCGUUAAAAGAAUUCAAGCCCCUGUUUCGUUGCGUGAUCUUCGGAUGGGUGGCGGCCACCGUGGCUUUCAUUUUGGAACAUCUCAUACACCAGGUGAUCUCCAAAUACUCAACCUGGAAAAACGCUCCGCCGCAAUACUAGAAACGACGAGCGGAAACGGUCAUCGACCUUUGACCUGCAGUUUCCUGGGGGCGCGAAAACGCCCUGAAAACAGGUUCCAGUCGAUAACGUCGGCCUAUUUAAAAUUCUACGUGAGGUCUGGGGCGAGGAAUAUAUCGGAACGCCAAAGUGCAUGACCGGAAACCGUCCUAGUUGACUUUUUUAUUGCAAAAAUUUGACCGCGAAUGCAAUACGCCAAUGGCGACCUUGGCGUGCAGCGAAAAUAUUUAAAUUUUUUGUUUUCGUUAUACGCGCCGC